Messenger RNA from Tinamus guttatus (white-throated tinamou), 1845 nucleotides. The record is from RefSeq and is a predicted model, not a curated record. NCBI's taxonomy places the organism in Eukaryota, Metazoa, Chordata, Aves, Tinamiformes, Tinamidae.
GGUGCAGAGAAGAGCACUACGAGGCCGACGGCCUUCAAGCCGGUGCUGCCCCGCUCCGGUGCCAUCCUCCACUCCUCCCUGGAAGACAGCAGCCACAUCUCCCAGCAGCUGCACGCUCCGGACAAGGCAAAGGAGCAGGAGCUCAAGCCGGUGCUGUAUUCCGGAGGGCUCUCCGACUCCGGCAGGAACUCCAUGUCCAGCCUCCCGACCCACAGCACCAGCAGCAGCUACCAGCUGGACCCACUGGUCACCCCCAUGGGACCCAUCAACCGCUUUGGGGGCUCAGCCCACAACAUCACGCAGUGCGCGGUCAUCCAAGACAGCAACAUGAUGAGCCUGAAGGCGAUGUCCUUCUCCGACGGGGGCAACAAGAUCAUCAACCCUGGCAAAGCCCACCAUGCCUCGGAGAAGACCACUUGCAUCCGAUCACCCAUCUCCACGGAUGAGUCCACCAUCCAGGAGCUGGAGCAAAAGCUGCUAGAGAGGGAGGGAGAGCUGCAGGAGCUUCAGUCGAGCUUUGAGGAGAAGGAAGUCAGCUCCUGCCAGGUUUAUGAAGAGAAGCAGCGGCGCUGCAAAGAGGAGCUGGAGGGCCUCAAGCAGAAAUGCAACAGCAAGCUAAAGCAAACCUCACAGAAAACCCAGCGGACGCAGCAAGUCCUUCACCUGCAGGUGUUCCAGCUGCAGCAGGAGAAGAAACAGCUCCGCGAGGAGCUGGAGAACCUCAUGAAAGAGCAAAACCUGCUGGAGACCAAGCUGAGGUCCUACGAGAAGGAGAAGACCAGUUUUGCUCCAGCACUGGAGGAGACUCAGUGGGAGGUGUGCCAGAAGUCUGGCGAAAUCUCCCUCUUGAAGCAGCAGCUGAAGGAAUCCCAGACUGAGCUCAACACCAAGACCACGGAGAUCCUCAGCCUCAAAGCUCAGUUGAAGGAGGUGAGGGCUAAAAUGGAAGGGCUGGAGAUGAAAACCCGGGAUCUUGAGGACUCUCUGCGCACCAAGGCCAUGGAGUUGGAGGUGUGUGAAAAUGAGCUGCAGCGCAAGAAGAACGAGUCCGAACUCUUGAGAGAGAAGGUUAACCUGCUGGAGCAAGAGAUCGUGGACCUCCGAACGGAGCUCUCCAUCCUCAAGGAGCAGCUGAAGGAAAGCUGGGACAGGGCCAGGUCUGCCUCCAGCCCAGCCCUGGGGAUGGUGGAUGACACACAGGUCCUGCAGGGAGAGGUGGAGAGGCUGAAGGCAGAGCUGAAGGCCGAGCGGGACAACAACGAGCAGAUGACCUCCAGCUUCCAGCACGAGCGGCAGACGUGGAAGGAGGAAAAGGAGAAGGUGAUUCAUUACCAGAAGCAGCUGCAACAGAGCUACCUGCACAUGUACAAAAGGAACCAGAACCUGGAGAAGAUGCUCCAGCAGCUCGCCUCAGGGGAAGAUGGCAAGGAACCCAUCGAGUUGGACAUACCCGGUGCCGAUGUCCCCUAUGAAGACAUCAUUGCCACUGAGAUCUGACCCGGGCCUUCGCUCUCCUCCUCGCAGACAGACGUUUCUUCCAGGCAAGAAGGACUUCCUUGCGGCUCAGUCCAUGCUGGGUGCACCCUGUACAGUUCAGAUGUAUUUAUUAGCGGAGCUGAUGGCCUGGCCAGCUCCCAAGCCCUCCUCCCGUCCCAGUGUUGCACCGUGACGGUGCCCUGCGCUGCCUGUCGUGUUACAGAGGUGAACAAGCAAUUCAUGCCAAUGGUGACGUGCCCAGCACCUGCCCCUCGUGUCCGACGCAUCCUCAGCAGGAUGCCUUCUGCUCGCUUGGAGGACUGAGAAGACAGAGAUAAGGGCAAUAAGGGAACAGGACUUCAGCAAACA